AUGAAGCUAAUAAACAGAAUUAUGAUGCGCAAGAGACUGCAGCAAGAGAAGAAUUCUGAGCAACUUCAACAACAUCAGAGCACGGGCGACGUAACAUUAGACGACCAUGAACGAGAAGGAGAUAACAACCGUUUGGCCGAUAACCAUACGCUGCUACACUAUGCGCAAGGUAAGGAUUUGACACAAAGAUCAUGUAAAACCUGUUCGGUAUUACACCCGUUUGACCCAACCAAGUUAAAGCCUGGGAAUCGAUAUAUCGGAGUGUUUACGAUGAGGAAAACAGCAGCAGAAGGCUGCGAGCUGUGUUCAAUCCUCUUGAAAGUUGCAACUUACAAAGUGGAAUGUGCGACUUUCUUGAAAUUUUCUUUCCAAUAUGGCUACUUAGCUGCGGUAGUUUCUUUGGAUGGGAAGGAAUCUCCCCAAAGAGAGUACUGUGUCAGCCUCCGCACCUUGUCUGGUCAACCUUCACCAUGGCCUUGCUUUGCACCCCAGCAACAUAUUCCUCCGCGAGUUGAGAUGUGGAAUGCAAUUUGCCAUAUCAAAAAGUGGCUCAGCCAGUGCGUGAGCCUUGAUAGUUCCGCUCUUAUAGGCCAUCAAUGCCACGAAGUCAGCGAACUUAUCAUGCCAGUGCUACCUACUCGUGUGCUAGAUGUUAGUCGGGUUGGCCCUGAUGGUAAAGUUUACUUGGUUCACAGCAAUGGAAAAGGCCAAAAGUACACAACCCUAAGUCACUGUUGGGGCGAUGCAGACCAUGCGCCUAUUACGACCUCAAAGGCCACUGUAUCCGAUAGAGCAUCUGGGAUUGUUCUUGACUCUUUACCAAAAACAUUCCGAGAUGCUGUAGUUAUCACCUACCACCUGAACAUAAACUAUAUAUGGAUUGAUUCACUUUGCAUCAUCCAAGAUAGUGAAGAAGAUUGGAAUUUAGAAGCUUCCAGGAUGGCACAGAUUUACUCUUCUAGUUUCUUGAAUAUAGCUGCAACUGCUUGCAAGGACAGUACUGUUGGCCUUUUCUAUGACGGCUGGAAUGAGGAGGAUGGAUUCUUGGGGACCCCGCGUGAGAUUCGGUGGUCAGGAAGUACUUCAAAUCAUGGCGAUUAUUCGAUAUAUAUGCAGGAGAUAGAUCACAGCCACUUUCACGAUUCCGAACUACGUAUAGAAGGUCCUCUGAUGUCCCGAGCGUGGGCAUAUCAAGAACGUUUCCUGGCACCUCGAACUGUACACUUCACAUCAGCAGAAAUGAUCUGGGAAUGCGGCAGCAUGGUCGUUUGUAUAUGCCCGUGUGAUAUUCAUUUUGGCCUUGAUACAGUACCAAGAUAUCACAACUAUAGCCACCGAGAGAAAAAAGAUCAAUGGUUCGGACAGUGGGGCAUAAUUGAUGAAUAUUCCAAGCUCAAUCUCAGUAAGCCAGCAGAUCGGCUCCCAGCUAUUGCAGGGAUUGCGUCUCAUUUCGAGAGCCAUGAACGUAGGAUAAAGAAUGGGAAAUCGACAACAUCGCGCUAUUUUGCUGGUCUUUGGGAAGACAACCUGCAUCAUGAUUUGCUGUGGCGUGUGAUCUUUCCGGAGAAUGAACCUCGUGAGGUAGUUCGGAUUGUCCCAUACAAUGCGCCAACGUGGUCAUGGGCUUCUCUGGAUUCAAAAUUUAUACCAAGUGGGAAGCCAGGUCAGGGUGUUAACAUAGGGAACCACUACAGUACUGGUGGUAUAGCCCCCGAUUUUAAAAUUUUGGAUUGCUAUACAACUCUAAUCGAUCCGUCUAACAUAUACGGUGGUGUUAAAAGUGGAAAGAUUGUUUUGCAGGGAAGAUCCGUUACACCAACAAAAGUAGAAUUAUUCUACGAGGAAUUCCAAUGUUACAAAUUGUUCUUCCAUGAUAUCAAAGCAAAGCGUCGAGCGAUAAAAGACAAUCAAGAUUUUGGGAAGCUGAUGGCAGAUAUCCCACUGGCGUUGUCAAAAAUUAUCAAAGAUAGAGUCGAUUGUGGAGAAUUACAUUGCCUGUGGAUCAAUUCAUUUCAAGGUGUUAGGCGUAAUGAUCACCGUCAUUUAGCACUAGUUUUGAGGCAAUCAGAAACUUCAGAGGUAUAUGAGAGAGUGGGUAUUGCCACGUUUGAUAAAGGUGGUAUAGCAGUCGGUGGUGGAAUCGGUGAUUCUACUUUUGGUAAAUUUAUGGAAUCUAUUUGGACUAAAAGUGGCAUCCAAACAUUCGAGGUUGUCUAAAUCGAGGUAAAUACUUCAGAUACGCGCCAUGCAUUCAGAAAGUCUAUGAGACUCCGAUUGGAGAUCGGUCUGCUACGAUUAUACGAUUAUACUCGGAAGAAAGACACGCUACGACACUGGCCAGCUAACUUGACCAUUUGAACGGGAUGUUUGUCGCAGUCAAAUGAGUGACGGCGCCGCGGAGGCAGAUUGAUUUUCAAAGAACGUUGAAUUGAAUCAACUAGAAAUAGCACGCUAUCUAAGAAAAUUCUCAUUGUUGUAGCAAAUGAUUGAUCUCUCCAGCUUGAUCCGCCUGUUUAGGGUCUGUUAGACAAUGACAAAAUACCCUAGGUCCGAGAGUCUAUCUUUGAUACUAUUAUUUUUAGGUUUAGAUUUAGUUAACGAAGAAAUAUGAAGAAAGAUC
Messenger RNA from Botrytis sinoallii, 2620 nucleotides. RefSeq lists its product as uncharacterized. The transcript has 3 exons. Bases 1 to 2217 code for a protein of 738 amino acids. The record is from RefSeq and is a predicted model, not a curated record. NCBI's taxonomy places the organism in Eukaryota, Fungi, Ascomycota, Leotiomycetes, Helotiales, Sclerotiniaceae.